This is a messenger RNA of Ustilaginoidea virens, 930 nucleotides long. RefSeq lists its product as uncharacterized. The coding region runs from base 1 to 930 and encodes 309 amino acids. The transcript has 3 exons. Lineage: Eukaryota; Fungi; Ascomycota; Sordariomycetes; Hypocreales; Clavicipitaceae. The record is from RefSeq and is a predicted model, not a curated record.
AUGUACCCGCCGGCUCUGCUCUUCAUUCUGGCGGUGGCACUCGGGGCCCCGACCGCCGAGGCGACACAGCCCCUUGCACUCGUCUAUCGGGGCCCCUCGUCGUGUAAAGGCUGUUCCGAAGCCGCGGCUACCCUUCUUCAGUCCUCGCCGCAAAAUUUCAGCGUCACCUUCGUGGGGCCGAAUGAGGGUACCGGCAUUAGCGCCGAUGUCUUGAGCAAAGCGGCUGCUUAUGUGCAGCCAGGUGGUCCAGACUUGACUGCUGCGUACAACGAGCUGCAGGACCACGCACCCGAGAUUCGCGACUUUGUCAACAACGGCGGCCGCUACCUGGGCUUUUGCCUCGGCGCCUUCCUUGCCGGCAACUCGCCCGGGUUCGACCUGCUCCCGUCGGGCGCCAGCACAGACGCAGAGAGGAAAAUGGACAACUCGCAAGUGACGGGCACCGAAGACACCAUCAUCCAGGUCGAUUGGACCUUUCGCACAAAGGUCUCCGCCUUCAGCCGCGGCGAGACGGCCAAGGCCCAGUGGAUCUACUUCCAGGACGGCGCCGUCAUCAACGGCCUCCCGGACGACGGCAACCACACGAUCCUGGGGCGGUACUCGCAAAACGGCAACGUGGCCGCCUCGCUGACGCCCUACGGCAAAGGAUGGGUGGCCGUGACGGGGCCCCAUCCCGAAGCCCCCAAGGAUUGGUACAAAGCCUACCGUAUCGAAAACCCAGACGGUAUGAAGUUCGACAUUGGCUACGACUUUGUCAACGCCGCCAUGGAAGCUGGCCCGGUGCCCACCGGCACCUCCGGCACGGGAACAGCUCCCCGGCCAACGACGUCCGAGGAAAGCGCGUGGAACUCGCUGGGUCGCGGGCGAGGCAGGAUAACUCUGCAGAACCCAAUAGGGUGGCUUGUCAGGGGGUUGACGAGGUUCAGGUAG